CAAAUUACUGUUUCUACUGAACCCCCAUCAUCUCACCUAUUGAAAAGUGUGCCCAUGCAUGACAAUACUCCUCUUAGGAAAAGCACAGAAGUCAUGGAGAAUAUAUCUACCGUUGAAGAUCAGACCCUUGGGCUACAAAAUAUGAUGCUGGAAACGCCAGAGGUUGAGAAGACUGUCGAAAGGCCCGCGACUACAAGCUUUCACAGGUUUCCUGACCUCCCACCAGAGCUUCGACAACUAAUCUGGACUUUCACUCUCGAGUCCCGCAGAAUAAUCGGGAUCGCCAGUCUUCGAUUCUUCGAGCAUGCUCAGAGCCGGGAGACAUUUCUAAGGGGUGUUGUGCCGACUGGGCUUCCUUACCCCACGCUGAAUACCAACAAAGAGGCACGCGAGGCUACUUUGCGAGUCGUACAAAAUCUAACACCAGCAUCUCACAACGGGUUAGGAAUACCAAAAAUCUGGGGUUCUACAUCGAAAGAUAUUCUUUGGUUCCAUAAUGCACAGUAUGACGAGCUCCACCGUUUACUGGACUGGGUUUAUCGAAAACCAAGCUCGAGUCCCACUAGAACCGAAAUCGCUAUAUCUUAUGAGGCAUUUUGCGAACUGUUGAGGGACUUAUGUGACGUUUUUGUGGGCAUGAGAUUGUUCUGUCUAUUCGAAAAGCUUUCUAGCCUGAAAGUUGGACGAAUCUUUGUCGUGGUUGAAUAUGAUUACUCUUGGACUAGCAGGGACGUCGAAAAUACCCCUGGAGCUUUCACUGCGCCUUCAGAGAACCUGUCAAAGUACAGAGAGCAUGCGGAGUGGAUCUCCGUUGUAGACCAGUGCACGUGGGACGUUAUAAAACCACGAGAUCGGGGGAAUCCGCCUCCGAUGUAUUCGAAAGCUACUACGUGGCUGAAGUUGGAAGACAGGGUCGGGAGAAUGGGUUCAGACCUUGAAAAAGAGUGGGCGAAAAGUAUGAACUGUUCAUCAAGAAGAUUAUUGACAAGAGGAAGAGUUCAAAAGUACUGACGCUCGUUUUAUAUGUUUUUCUCCGUUCGAGGAUCGGCAGACAAGGAAGUCUCAUGGACGCAAGUGUUAAGACGCGGAAGAAUUGGGAGGUGCGACGCUACUUUCCGACUUGGAACAAGCCGUCGUUCGAAUUUGUGGAGGCAGUGGGCGACAGUGGGACACCGUACAGACGUCCUUGGACUCGACAAUCGCACGGUUAGUGAUAAUGCCGUUUCCAGAACAAGACGUGCGUGGCGCCGUCAAAGUCUUAAAGUCUUCUCUAUAGCUACUCACAGACCCAAGCACACUUGCGGCUGGGACAGUAGAUAGACAUAAAUAUGAACAUAAAACGAAAGUUUUGCUUAGC
This is a messenger RNA of Cadophora gregata, 1357 nucleotides long. RefSeq lists its product as uncharacterized. The record is from RefSeq and is a predicted model, not a curated record. The coding region runs from base 55 to 1011 and encodes 318 amino acids. Lineage: Eukaryota; Fungi; Ascomycota; Leotiomycetes; Helotiales; Ploettnerulaceae. The transcript has a single exon.